AUGCAACUUGAUCAAUGGGUGGAGACACUCAAACAAUGUAAAUACUUGCCAGAGGGAGAUUUGAAGAAACUGUGUGAGCGAGUCAAGGACAUACUAUUGGAGGAAUCCAAUGUCCAGUUGGUACGCAGUCCAGUCACAAUCUGUGGAGAUAUCCAUGGACAGUUCUACGACCUACUCGAACUGUUCAAAACAGGUGGUGAGAUACCAGAUGCCAACUAUGUAUUUAUGGGAGACUUUGUAGAUAGAGGUUAUUAUAGUUUGGAAACAUUUACAUACUUGUUGGCAUUGAAGGCAAGGUAUCCAGACAGGAUUACAUUGUUGAGAGGCAAUCAUGAGUCUCGCCAAGUUACCCAGGUCUAUGGAUUCUACGAUGAGUGUCAACAGAAGUAUGGCAAUGCCAAUGCCUGGAAGUACUGUACCGGUGUGUUUGACUUCCUAACUCUUGCGGCAGUAAUCGAUGGCAAGGUAUUAUGUGUACAUGGAGGAUUGUCACCAAAGGUUCGCACCCUUGAUCAGAUACGUAUCAUAUUGAGGAGUCUGGAGAUACCUCAUGAAGGUCCAUUCUGUGACUUGAUGUGGUCGGACCCAGAAGAGAUUGAACAAUGGCAGCCAUCACCUAGAGGAGCAGGAUGGUUGUUUGGAUCAAAGGUUACAAAGGAGUUCCAACAUAUUAAUGGUUUGGAAUUGGUUUGUCGAGCACAUCAGCUGGUCCAGGAGGGCUACAAGUACAUGUUUGAUGAAACCUUGGUAACAGUAUGGUCUGCGCCAAAUUACUGUUAUCGAUGUGGCAACGUCGCCUCCAUUCUUCAACUCAGUGAGAAUACCUUGGAUCGCAGUUUCAAGAUCUUUGAGGCUGUCCAAGAGGAGCGCGAUAUCCCUGCCAAGGCAACAUCGAUGCAGUACUUCUUCUGA
Acytostelium subglobosum LB1 is the source of this 912-nucleotide messenger RNA. RefSeq lists its product as hypothetical. The record is from RefSeq and is a predicted model, not a curated record. Gene Ontology annotation, molecular function: protein serine/threonine phosphatase activity. The coding region runs from base 1 to 912 and encodes 303 amino acids. Lineage: Eukaryota; Evosea; Eumycetozoa; Acytosteliales; Acytosteliaceae. Gene Ontology annotation, biological process: G1/S transition of mitotic cell cycle; peptidyl-serine dephosphorylation. Gene Ontology annotation, cellular component: cytoplasm. The transcript is spliced from 4 exons.